Pristis pectinata (smalltooth sawfish) is the source of this 2178-nucleotide messenger RNA. RefSeq names its product taste receptor type 1 member 2-like. Gene Ontology annotation, biological process: G protein-coupled receptor signaling pathway. Gene Ontology annotation, cellular component: membrane. The record is from RefSeq and is a predicted model, not a curated record. Gene Ontology annotation, molecular function: G protein-coupled receptor activity. The transcript has 4 exons. NCBI's taxonomy places the organism in Eukaryota, Metazoa, Chordata, Chondrichthyes, Rhinopristiformes, Pristidae. The coding region runs from base 1 to 2178 and encodes 725 amino acids.
AUGCAACUUAAGCUUCCAGGGGAUUACCUCAUUGGUGGAUUGUUACACAUUCAUGAUGAAUUGUACCAUGGUAACUCAGAACUGGAGGUCACCAAGUGUAAGAGGUUUUCAGACAAUGGAUAUAUACUUUUUCAAACCUUGAGGUUUGCGGUUGAAGAGAUCAACAACUCAAGUUCCCUUCUGCCAAAUGUGACCUUGGGUUAUCUGAUAUUUGAUGACUGUGAAAUUGCCAUUGACAUCCAAGGAGCACUUGCUUUUGUGUCAAAACAUCAUGAGAACAUUUCUGAAGCAGCCCAGCGUGAGAACAGGUAUCAGCCUACAGUUGUGAUUGGGCCGUUGCAUUCAGAUGCUGCGAUCAUUACAAACAAGAUUCUCAGCUUGUUUGAGGUCCCUCAGAUCAGCUAUGGAGCCUCCAGUGACGAACUGAGCGACAGGACGCAAUAUCCAACCUUUAUGAGAACUACCCCAAAUGACGAAAACCAAAUUGAAGCAAUUUUGCUAUUGAUUCAGAAGUUUAGGUGGAAUUGGAUUACAGUCAUCACAGGUGACAAUGAUUAUGGUGAAAACGGAAAACACAAUAUAAUCUCAAGAGCCACCGCAGAGGGGAUCUGUGUAGCCUCUCACCACACAAUCCCAACUCAAGUAUCAGAUUCAAAACAGGAAAUCAUUGCCAUCAUUGGGAACAUCAUGGAAAAGGGGGCGAAUGUUAUCGUUGUGUUUGCACACGCACAGGACACUGAACAGUUCUUCCGGGUAGCGGUGGCCUUCAACUUCACUGAGAAAGUAUGGAUUUUAAGUGAAGCCACAUCUGUCGUGAGAAGGCUUUCAGAAAUCCCCAACAUUAGGAGCAUCGGCACGAUCUUAGGGAUUGCACUCAAGCAGGGCAGAAUGCCAGGGUAUGAAGAGUUCGUAUUAAGGGAUAUCACUGCUUGCAACCCAGAUAAUCACAAAGGGUUAAAAUGUUUGACUCUUCAGGAGGAAAGGCCAGGCAGCACAGCUAAUAACUGCGGGGCCACGUGUGAUGAGUGUGUGCCAUGUGCUUCUGAUGGUGUUAGAGCACUACUACGACAUUCUGAAUGGCGUGUUGAAUUCAACGUGUAUUCAGCUGUCCAUGCUGCAGCCUAUGGCCUACAUCGGUUACUUCAGUGUGAUUCCAGAGUGUGCAAGAAGACGACAGUCUAUCCAUGGCAGGUUAGGAAAGCAGCAAAUGCAGCCUUUCGUCUGUAUUAUAUUCUUCUUAAAGGAUGCGAAUGCCUGCCGUGCAGCCCAGACCAGUGGUCACCCGCAAGGAGCACUGUAUGCAAGAGCAGAUCUGUGGUGUACCUGAGGUGGGAUGAAGGCAUUUCAAUAGCGUUAGCCAUGCUGUCGGGAAUUGGACUCCUUCUGAAAGCAUCGAUCGCCAUCAUCUUCACCACUUACUUCAACACUCCUGUCGUCAAGGCUGCGGGGGGGAAGCUAUGUUUUAUACUCUUACUGGCAUUAGCUGUUAGCUGCAGCAGCGUGUACUCCUUUAUUGGGGAGCCAAACUCUAGUAUCUGUAUCACCAGGAACAUAAUAUUCAUGGUCAGCUAUAAGAUCUGUCUGGCUUGUGUAUUGGUGAGAUCCUUUCAGCUGGUGGUCAUAUUUAAAAUGGCCACCAGAAUGCCUGGGGCGUACAGUUAUUGGGUUAAAUAUAACGGGCAGUAUAUUUUUCUGUUAGUGAGCACUGUCAUUGAGCUCUCUGGAUAUAUCUUUUGGAUUUUCUUCAAAUUUUCACUUUUAGAAAGGAACUAUGAUAUUUCCAAAACUCAAGUAAUUCUGAUAUGUUCUUUUGGAAAUCUCUUUUUCUCUAUCCUACCUAUUGCUGGACUUAUUUUUUACAGUUUGCUUUGCUUUGUGUUUGCCUUUCUGGGAAAAGAUCUACCCAAAAACUACAAUGAGGCAAAAUGUAUCACCUUCAGCAUGGCUCUGGUCCUGAUCUCCUGGAUCUUCCUAAUGCUGGUAUUGCUCUGUAGUACAAACAGUUACAUUUCUGCUAUUGAAGCCGCUGUCAUUCUUUUAAACUCUUACUCCAUUACUGUGGGAUAUUUCUUCCCCAAAUGCUACAUCAUUCUCUUUAAACCGCAGUACAACACCACAGCGUUUUUCCAAACGUGCAUCCAGGAGUACACCAGGACCAGAGAUGUUCAGCAGCCAUAG